AUGCUGGAUGCCGCUGCAUCCGCUUCCAGCCUGCUCAUCUUCACAGGCAGUGGACUCUCUGCCACGUCAGGCAUGUCCACGUUCAGCACAAAGGGCGGACUGUAUGAGCGGGCACAGAAGCGGUUUGGGGUGACGGACGGCAAGAAGCUGUUCACAUACUCCUUCUUUGAGAAGCAGCGCCUUGAAGCCAUGGCGUUCUAUGCAGACAUCUACGCAGAGGCGAAGCGAGCGAAGCCGUCUGCGGGGCACCGCGCGCUGGCGGCCAUAGCAGCGAUGGGAAAGAUGCAGCGGCACUACACAAUGAACAUCGAUGGCCUUGCAGAGAGCGUGGGGCUGACCACCUGGCAUCCCGACACCAACCCCUCAGGGCAAACGCUGGAGAUGCACGGCAACAUCCACGAGCUGGUGUGCCCGGAGUGCGGCGCAGUGUCGGAGGUGACGCCCCAGCACGUGCGCACGAUACGCGCGAAACGCGCGCUGCGCUGCGGCCAAUGCGGCGACGCCGACCUGCGCUGCCGAGUCAUGCUCUACGAUGACGGCGAAGCGGCCGUGAUCACUCCGGAGGAUGUGUUUGAUGUGCUGGAGGAUGACGUGGCGGCGGUUGACAUGAUCCUUUGGGUCGGCAUCUCCUUCCAGCAGUCCGCCUCUACCGCCUACUUCCGCCGAGUCCGCCACUGCCUGCAGGAUGCUGGGCGGCUGCAGGAAUGCAAGCAGGUGGUGGUCAAUCUGAGCGAGGACUGCCUCUGGAACCUGCUCUCCGCCCUCUCCAACACAGACGAUCUGCAGGUGAUCGAGGUGCUGGCGUCCAGCGAUGAAGCUCUGCCGAAGCUGGCCGCCCGCCUGGCGCAGACGCCGGCAGCUGCGCGGCAGCCGCUGCUGGAAACCCUCCCGCCGCCCCCUGAGCCCUGCGCGUCCCCGUCCCUGUCUCCAAAGGAGUCCCCUGCGCAGCAAGCUGACUGUGCCGCAGAUACUGCAGUACAAUAUAAGAGCAGCCCUGACAGCCUCCCUGCUUUGCUCCCCGCACAACCACCACAGACCGCAACCGGCAGCCGGCCGGCAAACGGCGCGCAGCCGUCAGGGCAGCAAAGGGAGCCGUUUCCAGAAGUGAGGUUCCCAGCGCGGCCAUCUGUGUCACAGCAGGACCACGAGCAACAGCUGGCGUCAGAAGCAGCAGAGGUUGAGGCCCUCGGCCAAGGCAUGGAGUCAAAGAGGGCCAGGUCCGAGCCUCCCUAUGCCAUGCAUGACUUCAUACAUGCCCGUCCCGGAUUUUUUGCCUCGGCACGUCGGGCUGCAGAGCGGGCCGGGGCGCGCACGGGAAAUGGAAGCUGCACAGAAGCAGACGACGAGGCGACACAGAACGUUCCGGAGAAUCUUCCUCGGCCGCCGCUCGCCAGAGCGCCGGCAGCCCCUGCGUGCGCUGACUCAGCGGCUGCAGCUUCCGUGCGCGAGGAAGCUGCUGCAGGGUUUGGCGGACUCUGCAAGGAGCAGGAUGCUGUGAAUGGCAGAGGUGUGCGACUGGGGGGCGGGUGCAGCGCGCUCAUAGAUGGCAUAGGGACUGCGGCUAAGUUGGACCCACACCGGCUGGCACCUGCAGGGCCCUUGCCUGCGAGCUGA
Messenger RNA from Coccomyxa subellipsoidea C-169, 1614 nucleotides. RefSeq names its product DHS-like NAD/FAD-binding domain-containing protein. The transcript is spliced from 7 exons. The record is from RefSeq and is a predicted model, not a curated record. Gene Ontology annotation, molecular function: NAD+ binding. The coding region runs from base 1 to 1614 and encodes 537 amino acids. NCBI's taxonomy places the organism in Eukaryota, Viridiplantae, Chlorophyta, Trebouxiophyceae, Coccomyxaceae.